UUGUUCCCGAACCUCAGACGUGUCGUCUCGCGAGGCUCAGCCGCCCGCCGAAGCCUCGGCCCUCCCUCCGCGCAACUCCGAGGUCCCCGCGGCGCUGCGGCUGGAACCCGGGCCCUGCGCUCCAGCCCGGCGUCGCUCCCGCUGCUCUGCCCGGCCGCCGGCCCGCGCUGUCGGGGGUGGGGAGCGAGAUGUUCACUCUGCCUCAGAAGGAAUCCAGGGCACCUGCCACCUGCCCGGGCCCAACCUCCAUCCAGGAUCUAGACAGUAACUAUGGGGAUGAUCUGGAAAGAGAAUGCUCCAGAAAACCAGACCGGAAGCUGCCAGAGUACUGUGGAGCGAGUGGUCCCACUGCCAUGUUGUCCUCGGACAGCUCCUGCCUGUCCUCGAGAGGAAGAGUCAUUAAGUGGUUCUGGGACUCGGCAGAGGAGGGCUACAGGACCUACCACAUGGACGAGUAUGAUGAGGAUAAGAACCCCAGUGGCAUCAUUAAUUUGGGCACCAGUGAAAACAAACUCUGCUUUGACCUGCUCUCCACACGGCUGAGUCAGAGCGACAUGCUGCGGGUGGAGCCGUCCCUGCUGCAGUACCCCGACUGGAGGGGACAUCUGUUCCUCCGGGAGGAAGUGGCCAGAUUCCUGUCUUUCUACUGCAAGAGCCCCAACCCCCUUAAACCAGACAAUGUGGUUGUCCUGAAUGGCUGUGCUUCUCUCUUCUCUGCUCUGGCCAUGGUGCUGUGUGAGACAGGGGAGGCUUUCCUGAUCCCUGCACCUUACUAUGGGGCCAUCACACAGCACGUCUAUCUUUAUGGCAACGUCCGGCUGGUGUGUGUCUAUCUGGAAAGUGAGGUCACUGGGCUGGACACACGUCCCUUCCAGCUCACCGUGGAGAAGCUGGAGAUGGCCUUGCAGAGAGCCAAUUCUGAGGGUGUGAAGGUCAAAGGUCUCAUCCUCAUCAACCCCCACAACCCUCUGGGUGACAUCUACUCCCCAGGAGAGCUGCGGGACUACCUGGAAUUUGCCAAGAGGCAUGAGCUGCACGUGAUGGUGGAUGAGGUCUACAUGCUAUCCGUGUUCGAGAAGCCAGCGGCCUACCGCAGCGUCCUGAGCCUGGAAGGGCUGCCUGACCCCCAGAGGACCCACGUGAUGUGGGCGACCAGCAAGGUAGGUUUCUGGCUAGCCUCGGGGAUGUCAGGGAAGUGGGAGGGCAUAGAGGUGGGUGGAACCAGCUUCCUUGGUGGAGGGCUGGCCACUGCCCAGGUGUGCCUUUCUCUGCAGGACUUCGGGAUGUCUGGGCUCCGCUUCGGCACGCUCUACACGGAAAACCGGGACGUGGCCACUGCGGUGGCUUCCCUCUGCCGCUAUCACGGCCUCAGUGGUUUGGUCCAGUACCAGAUGGCACAGCUGCUCCGGGACCGUGACUGGAUCAACCAGGUGUACUUACCGGAGAACCAUGCCCGGCUCAAGGCUGCUCACGCCUAUGUGGCAGGAGAGCUCCAGGCCCUGGGCAUCCCCUUCCUGAGCCGAGGGGCAGGCUUCUUCAUCUGGGUUGACCUGAGGAAGUUCCUGCCCGAGGCCACCUUUAAGGCAGAAAUGCUGCUUUGGCGCCGCUUUUUGGACAACAAGGUGCUGCUGUCCUGUGGCCAGACCUUUGAGUGUAAAGAGCCCGGCUGGUUCCGCUUGGUCUUCUCGGACAAGGCCCACCGGCUUCGCCUGGGGAUGCAGAGGGUCCGGCAGGUGCUGGAGGACAAAUCCCGGGUGGCGGAAGAGCCCUCUUCUUGUCAGACCCAGGAGCCAAGGAGUUAGCACAGAAUGGAGGAGUCAUGACUGCUCCCGACCACAAGCUUUCGCCCCCCUGAGGACGUGAAAAGAAAACAACGUGUACCUUCUUUUGAUGACACCAUCUUUCGUCCUUUGUUGCCUAGAAACAAGUCGGAAGAACAGCGCAUAGAAGACAGAGCAUACCCAAGAAAUAAACAGGAGUGAUAGUUCCCAAGUC
This is a messenger RNA of Enhydra lutris kenyoni (northern sea otter), 1995 nucleotides long. Its product is annotated as 1-aminocyclopropane-1-carboxylate synthase homolog (inactive). NCBI's taxonomy places the organism in Eukaryota, Metazoa, Chordata, Mammalia, Carnivora, Mustelidae. Bases 189 to 1802 code for a protein of 537 amino acids. Gene Ontology annotation, molecular function: transaminase activity; pyridoxal phosphate binding. The record is from RefSeq and is a predicted model, not a curated record. Gene Ontology annotation, biological process: amino acid metabolic process; biosynthetic process. The transcript is spliced from 15 exons.